This is a messenger RNA of Mercenaria mercenaria, 1761 nucleotides long. Its product is annotated as trichohyalin-like. The record is from RefSeq and is a predicted model, not a curated record. Bases 1 to 1761 code for a protein of 586 amino acids. Lineage: Eukaryota; Metazoa; Mollusca; Bivalvia; Venerida; Veneridae. The transcript is spliced from 2 exons.
AUGGAAGAUCAAACAACAGAUAGAGAUAUCAGAAUGAGACAGCGAGAUGCUAGACGACAGGAACAGGAGAGAUUAGAGGAAAAACAGAAGCAAAGAGAUAGAUUGAGACAAGAUUUAGCUGAAAUAGAAAAUGAAAGGCAGAGAUUGUUAUCUCAGAGAAGAAAUCAACAGCGACGUUUAGAAAUGAUUCAUAGUUGUGAUCCUUUUUUUUAUGAAGUCGAGCGGCCAAGAAUAGGUGCAGAAAGGCUUAAUAUAAGCAACCCUGAACAGCAAAUAAAUACGGGAACCAGACAAAUAUUAGACAGAGGAAUUGUGCAACCACGUUUCGUGAAGCAACACAAUGAGGACCUCGGAAGUUAUAUGGACCUAAUAAGUCCUGAACCAGAAAAUAUACCAACUGCCACACACGGUAUUGGAAUAAGUGGAAACGAACAUGAAAGCGAUAAUGAUAGGAGACAAGCAAUUGCUCAGACUUAUCAAGCAACAAACAGAAAUUUAGAUUUCGCUUCAGGCAGUUUGAACAUGACUGAGGACAUACAUAGAAUGCAUGGUGAAUUAAACCAAGUCAUAGAUAGGGAUGAUAUCCGUCAAAGCAUUAGGAGAGACGUUUUACAUAUCGAUCAGCCAAGACAAGAGUCUAAUUUAGACUUUCAUAUUGAUAGAGAUAGAUAUAGAGAUAUAGAAUAUAAUGCAGACGACAUUAGUUACAGAACAAGAAGCCGUGUGGCUGAAAGUACUCGCAUUGAUGCAGAAACUCAUGUCAUGAGAAAGAGAGAUCGAAAUGGUGACAAAGUAGAUGUCAGUAUCGAGACAGAUAAACUAGAGGCGAAAUUACGGCAAUUGAGUAUAAGGAAGGACACCAAUUUAGAUAUUAAUUCCUUACAAAGAGGCGCAGAACUUCCAGAUCAUAGAAAAGAACACACGAACAUAACUCCCGUAGGUAUAGGUAUGAAUCCUGAAAUAAAGGACACAAGAAGUCAACUAAAAUUCAUCGAUAAAAAAUUCAGGGAACAUUCAGACAUCAAUGUAAGAGGAGAAUUGAAUGAUGAUAAUUCAAACACAUCUAUUAAAUCUGAGAAGUUUAGCAUCCUGCAGCAGAUAGAAAAGAAAAAAAUGGAAUUGCAAGAGCUACUGUUGAUUCAAGAGAACGCAGAGAAACAGCUAAAGAUAGAUGAAGAAAGGAGACUAAUAGAAUUAGAGAAGCAACGAAAGAUGUUGUACAGGUUGACUGAAAGAGAAAGGUAUAAAGCAAUAGAAAGAGAUAUCAUCACUAAAAACGAAGCAUUAAACAAGAGAGAAUCUGACCUUAGAAAAAAGGAAGAUAUUGUUAAAGAGCUUCAGCAGAAAUUAGUUCCAGAAGUAAAGAAAGAGACAAUUAUUCAGCAAACCCCGGAAAUUAGUCCAUUUUCUGGUGACGAAGCGAAACCUAAGAGUGAGGUCACAUUAAACGAAUGGAAAGCCGAGAUAAGAAGUUUAAUAGCUACAGCAUUGUACCCAGAAAAGAUUAUUACUCAGGCCGUUAGAAAAUCAUUGAAAGGUCAAGCCAAGAAAGUUCUGUUAAACUUAGAUCCAAAUGCUAGAGCUGAAGAAAUUAUAGAAAGGACAGAAGAUAUAUUUGGAGAUAUGUCUAGCAAACAGACAAUUUACACGGAGUUCUAUACUGCAUCACAGAAGCCAGACGAAUCUAUAGCAGAUUGGGGCUUACGACUUGAAGAGAUUUUGAUAAAAAGCUUCUACCAAGAAGUCAAUAACACCAGAUGA